Molecule: messenger RNA, 954 nt
Organism: Mixia osmundae IAM 14324
Lineage: Eukaryota; Fungi; Basidiomycota; Mixiomycetes; Mixiales; Mixiaceae
Exons: 2
Coding region: 1-954 (317 amino acids)
Source: RefSeq, a predicted model, not a curated record
AUGGCAAGACACGCUCCCCAUCGCUGCCAUUGCAGCAGGUCUGUCACGUACGCAGUCAAGCUGCUCGGCGAUAUGCUAGCUCUCAAGAAUCAAGGCUUGCAUGUACACGCAUCAGUGUGCAGGACCGAUUCAGUGGAUCGGAUCGCACCAGUGCAAGGACGAGCCGAUGGUCUAUCGUCAGCCCGCUUGUGCAGCGACUCGAGCGAGUGCCGAGAUGCGCUCCUGCGAGUCCUGUGGAACAGGCUGCUGCCACCGCGUGCUUCGAAGUUCUACGACGCCACGCUAGCGUAUCGGGAUGGUCAAGACGAGGUCAUUGAUACAUCCGGCCGCGGAGAACUCGCAGCUGAUCCUGUCACGAUGCCCAUGCCGACCGAGCAGCUUGACUCGGCUAAGACGUCGAUGCGCCAAUCGUCGAAUCCGUCCCAGCCUGAGCUGGCUGUGUCUGGCGGCUACCUGUCGCAGGAGAACAGUCCUGGCAGCAGUCCUCUUGCGUCGAGCUCUUCCUCUCUCAUGAGCUCAGCAAGGCUCAGCAGACCCAUCGGCUCGCGGCAUAGCAGCUUCCGAACGUCACAAUGCUUCCUCUCGCCAAAUGAGGAGAUUGUUAUGCCGUACUUCCUGUCCGAGACUCAGUCACCACCCUCGAGCUCACGAUCAUCCCUUUCAUCGCGAAGUGGCCAGAAAAGCCUGGCGAUGACGACGAUCGGCCCAGAUAGCUACCGCAUGGAGCUGCAAGGUUGGACUGCACCCGGUGAGCCCGAGGCUUACUCGAACGCCCGGUACAGGCAAGCCAAGAUCAGUCAACGCGUAGCCCUGCGUCAUGAACGCAAGGCCGGCAAAGCCCUCACGCGCGGUGACAUGAAGAGCUACGAGCGCUCGCGAAGCCAAGCGAGCACAGCCUGGCGCGAGUGUCUGUCGGACCUCGAGGAAGCCAGAAUGCCUGCCAGGAUAGGCUGA